AUGCUGUCAACACACGAAGUACGAGUUUUCAACACUGGGUUCGUCGUAGAAAAUGUUCCGCCGAGCGAGGCUGUUCUUCUUCACAACCGCUACACCAAUCAAAUAGGAAAGAACACCUCAGCAGUCAAUCUUUUCCCGUUUGGCACUGCCAAAAGUGAAAACAUACAGAAGGCGAUGUUGAAUCGAACAAGGGCAAUCUUUCCGAACGGCGCCAGCUUUCAUUAUGAAACUCAACAGCGGCUCGGCAUUUGUCUUCAACGAUGGCGCGAAACUCAAAAUUCGUGUAAAAUACCGAUUUCUGGCUGCAAGGACAUGCUCAUGCCUCUUGAAGACUGGUACUUCUCCGAAGCAGUCGAUGAAUUUCACCCCUUAUAA
Cooperia oncophora is the source of this 375-nucleotide messenger RNA. The record is from the annotation of a GenBank genome assembly. NCBI's taxonomy places the organism in Eukaryota, Metazoa, Nematoda, Chromadorea, Rhabditida, Trichostrongylidae.